This is a messenger RNA of Asparagus officinalis (garden asparagus), 738 nucleotides long. RefSeq lists its product as uncharacterized. The transcript is spliced from 3 exons. NCBI's taxonomy places the organism in Eukaryota, Viridiplantae, Streptophyta, Magnoliopsida, Asparagales, Asparagaceae. The annotation marks the transcript as partial. The record is from RefSeq and is a predicted model, not a curated record.
AUGUAUAAUUUAAGGAAGGGGUCCAAGACAUCCCGCUUGAAAGGGAUCGAUGAGUUUCUGUCCAUCGAGAAUCAAUCUGCUGGACAGGAAGAGGAACAGACAGCUGAGCCUGCUCCAGGGGAAGAGCAACGAGUGGUUGAUCCUCCCGUGACAAGGGCAGCGGGGAAAAGGAAACUCUCUGCAGAUGAAGCCGGCCAGUAUGAUAAGCAGAUCCGUCGGAAACUGCUGGUGGAUUCUCCCCCCAAAGGCCAACAAAAGUCCAAGUUUAUGGCUGAUGCCCUCAAAGCAGCUGAAGAUGACGAACCACAGGAAUCAUCUGUGGCUGCAUUAAUAUCACAAGCUGGUGAUUUAAUGCCUAGUCCUACAACGGGACCUAUGAAAAGACCAGCUGCAGGUGCAAGUCUCCCUGAGCCCUCAGCUACCCGGGAUGAUGAGGAGCGAGUUGAUUAUGAAGACUCCUCGAUUGGUGAUGCAGCUGACGAAGAUAGAGGUGAUGAGGAUGCUGACGCUGGCAACAUGUCUGGUGGUGGUGAAGACGAUGAAGAGCAUGAUUCCAUAGAUGACAUCACCACUUUUGAUGAUGCUCCUAAGGUUCCCUCUGAUAAAGUAUCUGGUUAUACACCGUUUCACAUCUCCGGUUCACCUUCUCCAGGGACUACUGCUACUGCUGCUUCUGAGCCAGAACCUGCUCAGGUGUCGGCUCCUUUAGAAGAGCAACAUUUACCUGGCUCUCCUACG